AGCUUUUGUUUGUCCCAUUGACGGAACGUUCAACGCGGAAUUCAACCUAUGAGUCAAACAUGUCAACCAGCAGCUACAAACCUGUGAGCCAUGUCAUUUUUGACAUGGAUGGAUUGUUAUUAGAUACAGAGUGCCUGUACACUGUGUCCUUCCAGGAGAUAUGUGACCGGUUUGGAAAGCAGUACACAUGGGAUGUGAAGUCCUCAGUGAUGGGCAAAAAGGCUCUGGAUGCAGCCCAAAUCAUCCGGGAUGCCCUGGAGCUUCCCAUGACGGCUGAGGAGCUCCUGGCUGAAAGUGUACAAAUACAAGAAAGGAUCUUUCCCUCUGCCAAACUCAUGCCAGGUGUGGAGAAGUUUGUGCACCACCUGCACAAGCACAAGAUCCCCAUUGCAGUGGCAACCAGUUCGGCAGGCGUGACGUUCAAGCUGAAGACAAGCCAACACGGCGACUUUUUCAGCCUGUUCAACCACAUCGUCCUGGGCGAUGAUCCUGACGUAAAGAACGGCAAACCCCAGCCGGACUCCUUCCUGGUCUGCGCCAGCAGAUUCAACCCUGCGGCUUCUCCAGAGUCGUGCUUGGUUUUUGAAGAUGCUCCCAACGGCGUGAAGGCAGCACUUGCUGCCCGGAUGCAGGUGGUGAUGAUUCCUGACGACAACCUAGACCCCAGCCUGACCCAGGAGGCCACGCUGCGACUCAGGAGCAUGGAGGAUUUCCAGCCACAGGUCUUUGGCCUGCCAGCAUACGAAUAAUGAGAUGGAAACCAAACCUAAAACCUCACUAUGUAAUUCAGUCUUUGUGUCCAUUAUCAUUCUUUGAAUGAAAUGGAAUUAUCAAUCAGAUCUUGCAGCUUUGUUUUGAAAUCAUGUUUCUCUUCUGUAUUAAGAAAGCUCCACUGUCAUUGGCUGUCCUGUGCUGUUAGUCAUAAGUGUGUAUUUCCAAAUGAAGCGAGCAUUUAUGCUGUGGCUGGUUGUCAUUCAAAAUUUCUAUACAAGAUGGUUCUUGAGUUUUGGUUAAAAUUUAUAGAGAGUGCAACCACUUUCUGGUGAUAUUUUGAAUAUGCUGCACUUUCUCACUGGUUGCAGCUCAAUCAUCAAAUGGUUAAAAAUCAGCUGAAUUUUGUUGGAGGUUUUUGUGUCUAGGUGGCAUUAAACCAUUGUUCGGGA
This is a messenger RNA of Toxotes jaculatrix (banded archerfish), 1163 nucleotides long. Its product is annotated as pseudouridine 5'-phosphatase. The coding region runs from base 60 to 749 and encodes 229 amino acids. NCBI's taxonomy places the organism in Eukaryota, Metazoa, Chordata, Actinopteri, Toxotidae. The record is from RefSeq and is a predicted model, not a curated record. Gene Ontology annotation, molecular function: phosphatase activity. The transcript is spliced from 4 exons.